ACAUCUUGUAAUCAUCAAACAGUGUCGACCUCUAAUCUUCUAAGAACAUGUUGUAAUCAUCAAACAGUGUCGGCCUCGUAUAUUUCUGAACACAAAACAGAAACUAACUUGUUUUUGUGGAACUGAGGAGUACUGAAGCUUCCAUGGAACACUGGGAAAUCUUGCUGCUGAUGGUUCUCCUUGUUGUAAAAGCACAAUCUCAAGGUACAUGGCUGAGCAUAGACUGCGGAUCACCAAUAAGCUAUCCAGAUCCCGAAGGAGUCUUCUGGCGAGCAGACGAGGGAUUCAUCAAAACCGGCGAAAACAGAGAGGUUAACGUGAUUAGCACCCUGGAUGUUCUGAACUCUCUGAGAGUCUUCAGGCAGCAGAAUAAGAACUGCUACACAUUGCCAACAGGAGACACAACAAGACAUGUCAUCCGGGCUAGUUUUCACUACGGCAACUAUGACUUGCUCGCCAAGCCACCAGCUUUCGACAUAGAGAUUGAUGGGAAUAAAUGGAUCACGGUGGUGAGCUCCCUCGAAGGACCUGUCUAUUAUGAAGUCAUCUACCCGAGCGAGCGCGAUAAUAUCAGCGUGUGCCUGGCUCGAACGAGGGCUGAUGAGUUCCCCUUCAUUUCUUCUUUGGAAGUGUGGCCGCUGCCCAGCAAUCUGUAUUAUGGCAUGAACAGAGACCUGGCCUGGCUCAAGAGCUCCCGGUUAAACUAUGGAGCACAACCACAAGACAAAAUCCUGGGGAUAUAUGGGGGUGACAAAUACAACAGAAUAUGGGAACCAUCAAUUCCUGAUGAUUUGAACCCAGUUUCAGCUGAUACCAUUGUCUACUACUCUAUAGUCAACGAGUCUCCUCCUCUUUUAGCCAUGUUUGAUGCGGUAGAAGCUACAAACCGUACGAAUUCGAUUAGCCUGACUUUCCAGAUUGCAAAACCAAACAGUCAAAAUUACAUCGAAGCUUACUUUACUGAAAUGAGACAACUGGAGGCAGAUGAGAAGAGAUCAUUCCGAGUUUAUGUCAACAAUAAGUCCUUGAUCACAAGUCCAGAGUACCAAAACAUUACUGGAAUAUGGGCUCUUGCACUGGCAUCCGGGGCAUUAACCUUCGAGCUCCAUCCAACGGCCGACUCGACUCUGCCCCCCAUCAUCAGUGCCAUCGAAGUUUACACAGCCAGUGAUCCUCUUGUCCGGUCAGGGACAUCACAGGAUGACUUGGAUGGACUAGCGGUGUUGAUAAGCACGUUCGAGCAGCUAGGAGGGUGGAGCGGCGAGCCAUGUCUCCCUAGUGACACUGUGUGGCAAUGGUUGGGCUGCAAUGGCAGUGAUCCUCCUAGAGUAACUUCACUAUAUCUCUCAGGGUAUGGUUUGCAAGGUGCUCUCCCAGAAUUCAGUCAAAUGCAAUCUCUUGACACCAUUGAUCUAAGCAACAAUAGCCUCACUGGAACAAUCCCAGAGUUUCUGGGUAACCUUCCAAAUCUCCGGCGACUUAAUCUUGCACACAAUGACUUCUCUGGAGAUGUUCCUCAUAGCAUAACCAGCAACAAGAAAAUCAAAUACAGUAUACAUGGAAACCCAAGUCUGCAUCAGAAGAAAGGUAGAAAGACAGCAAUGCUGAUUGGAUUGGCUGUUGGAAUACCUCUCGCAGUAAUACUGAUAGUUGCAGUUCUGGUUUAUCUACUACACCAAAAAGCCCCAAAACCCAACCAAGAACAAGCAACAGCACCAGCUCAACCCGAAGAUAAAAACGAUGAGGAGAAGCAAGGGGAGCAUGCUAACUUGGAGCCUGAGGAUAUUUCAGCAGCUACGAGCCCUGAAACUGUGAAUCGCCCAACAUACCCCAAUCUUCAUUGCAAUAUAGUCCCAUUUGAAUAUGAUUUAACAGAGUCUGCUCUGCCAGACAUGGAUGUGGAAGAGCUUGAAGAGCUAGUUCGGCUCCAAGUGGACGGUGUUCCAGCAAGUGCCAAUCAGCAUAAUGGGCCAAACCAUGAUCAAGAAAAUAUCCCAGGGACCAUGGAUGCUGGAAGUUCAGAUCAUCGAUCUGAGGAAAACAUGCCACCAGGCACACAUGGUGGAACCCCUAAUGAAUUUUCAGGACUACCCGACAUGGACAUGGAAGAACUCGACAAGCUGCUAAUGGAGGGGGGGGUGCGAUUUCAGGACAACUGCCAGAUGAUAAGGUUAGCACAGCUUGAUUGAUCUCAGGUGUACGUGGAACUGGAAAUUUGCAGCAGGAUGUGAGAAAAGAUUGCUCCUAUGGUACUUGUGCUUGCGCUAACAUCCUAAACUCAGUAUCCAGGUCAACCUUAACGUUCUGAUCACAAAAAAUCAGGCUGAUUGAUGGGGAGCAUAUUAAUAGCCAACAUAACUGGGCAAUUUGAGCUCAUCAAUGUUUCUGGGUAAUUGAGCAUACUUGGGAAAUAAGCACAUUCUCUUAAAAUCAACUCAAGGGCAUCAAUAAAGGAAGCAUCACCACAAAU
Diospyros lotus (date-plum) is the source of this 2470-nucleotide messenger RNA. RefSeq names its product probable LRR receptor-like serine/threonine-protein kinase At1g05700. Gene Ontology annotation, molecular function: protein binding. Lineage: Eukaryota; Viridiplantae; Streptophyta; Magnoliopsida; Ericales; Ebenaceae. The transcript has 8 exons. Bases 144 to 2189 code for a protein of 681 amino acids. The record is from RefSeq and is a predicted model, not a curated record.